Molecule: messenger RNA, 914 nt
Organism: Herpailurus yagouaroundi (jaguarundi)
Lineage: Eukaryota; Metazoa; Chordata; Mammalia; Carnivora; Felidae
Gene: ARL13A
Product: ARF like GTPase 13A
Exons: 6
Coding region: 18-914 (298 amino acids)
Biological process (GO): non-motile cilium assembly; receptor localization to non-motile cilium
Cellular component (GO): non-motile cilium; motile cilium; ciliary membrane
Molecular function (GO): GTP binding; GTPase activity
Source: RefSeq, a predicted model, not a curated record
AAGAACCAAGCUGAAUCAUGUUCCGGCUAUUGACAUCCUGCUGGUCUCAGCUAAAGACAGCUGAAGAGACACAAAGGAAUGUGACCAUCAUUAUCAUUGGAUUAGACAACUCAGGCAAAACUGUUCUUGUGGAGGGAAGGCUCUGGUCAAGCUUCAAAUCACUGCUUAACAAAUUCUCACAUCUAACUCUAUUCCUGCUUUGUGGUUGCUUCUCCUCUCUUCCCCUAUGCAUAGUACUUCCAAGUAGGAUGAACAAUUGUAGGAAAUCUGAAUUGACUACACUCCUACUGCAUGAGUAUGAAGUUUCCAUCUAUGACUUGAGUGGAGACAUGAAGGGCCAAGAAACCUGGCCGAACUACUAUGCACAGGCACACGGACUUGUUUUUGUCCUGGAUUCCAGUGACUUGGGACGCAUGCAGGAAGUGAAGAUCAUCUUAACGCAUCUGCUCUCUGAUAAAAGAGUGGCAGGGAAACCUAUCCUACUCAUGGCAAACAAACAGGACAAGAAGGAUGCCCUCCUACCCUGUGAUAUUAUUGAAUAUCUAUUCCUAGAAAGGCUAGUGAAUGAUAACAAGUCCCUGUGCCGAAUGGAACCCUGUUCAGUCAUCAAAAACCUCCAAAGAGGGAACCAUCAGCCCAUAAUUGAAGGGCUGCACUGGCUAUUAGCUGCCAUUGGGGAUAAAUAUGAAGAGCUGUGUACUCGCCGACAGCCACUCCCCUCAACCAUCCCAACCUCCAAGGGCACCAGAAGCUCUGGGGAAAGACCCUCAUCAGACAGCCACACUACCAGGAUGGGAAUGUCAAAAGAAAAAAGACAGCAUCUAGGACAAUGCUCUAUGGAAGCUAGGCCCCGAAAGCCAAUCCUACAGGUAAAUGGCUCUUUAAAUGUUACUGUCCAAGGGACCAAUCACUGA